This is a messenger RNA of Gloeophyllum trabeum ATCC 11539, 1824 nucleotides long. Its product is annotated as actin-domain-containing protein. NCBI's taxonomy places the organism in Eukaryota, Fungi, Basidiomycota, Agaricomycetes, Gloeophyllales, Gloeophyllaceae. The record is from RefSeq and is a predicted model, not a curated record. The coding region runs from base 1 to 1824 and encodes 607 amino acids. The transcript is spliced from 7 exons. Gene Ontology annotation, biological process: microtubule-based movement.
AUGGAUGUCGAAGCGUCCCGCCAACCAGUCAACAGCCCGCGCUACGAUGAUCGACUACCCCAUAUAGGCCCUACUACCCCUGCAAUAAGCAGAACUGCUGCUUCCAUUGUUCAGUCAUCACCCCACUAUCCUACUACCCGUCGACAUUCACUUUAUGGAACUGAGGACAGAGUCAUUAUUGAUCCUGGCUCUCACAUCUGGAAGGUAGGGUUCAGCGGAGAGGGCAAACCAAGAGAUGUCUUCUGGGCAGGUGGGCAAGACGGGGAAAGGCUGUGGACCCUGAAUAGAGCCACGGAUGUCGUCGAACGAGAAGAAGAGGACAAAAUGCUGGAGAUCAAGCUGGAGAGAUGCCUGAGAUCCGUCUUCCACGACUCCCUGCUAACGGAUCCGAAGUCUCGGAAAGUCAUCUUGGUGGAACAUCCACUAUUGCCUCUGCACGUAAAGGAAAAGAUGGCUCGUAUCCUUUUCACCAAUCUGCAGGUUCCUUCAAUAUCAUUCGCGUCAAGCCAUCUCCUCUCAUUAUUAGCAGUAGGGAGAAUCACAGGACUCGUCCUCGACUGCGGCCACCUCGAGUCCACCGUGCUACCGAUAUUCUCCGCUCGUCCGCUUUACCAUCAGCUCCGAAACACGCCCCUCGCUGGUUCACGUCUGACUUCUCACCUACGCGCACUACUCCUGCUGUUCGGAACAUACCUCCCCCCGCCCACAUCCCUUAGCGCUGCUGCCAACAUCCCUGCUGCCGCUCGAUCAUCGCGUGUCCCACAAGAGGUCCUCACGGAUGCGGUCGUCGAAGAAAUCAAGACUAGAUGUUGCUUUGUCGGUGACGCACUUGAGCCUUCUGAUACAGCCAUUACAUCCCCUGGGGAAGAGCCGUCAACUGAACUCGAUCUGCCGCCGAUAAGCGAUGCUACGCAGUCCGAGUCUGACUUCUCUCGAGUUUCCAUGGAUGUAGACAGUAACCCUUCGGAGCAACAUGCGCCCUCCGGGUUUUCCAUUGUAUCUCAUUCUCAGUUGCCCCCAGCUGAGCGGAGAUACCGGAGCGAAAACCAUCUGCAAGCGCUAGCUACUAUGUACACUCGACAUUCGACCGCGACUGACCUACGUAUGAAAGUUGUACCACCUCCCGCUCAACAAACCGGGACAGGUCGAGGGACGCUCAUUAUCCCUGGGUGGAUACGGGAGAGAGCAGCAGAAGUUCUCUUCGAGGGAGGGGACGUGGACGAGAGUAGCGUGGCGGAGGUGAUACUAGAAUCACUACUGAAGGUUCCCGUCGACUUACGGAAGACGAUGGCAUCGUCAAUACUCGUAGUCGGUGGCACGUCCAUGUUGCCCGGAUUCAUCCCGCGGCUACAUGCAGAGCUUAUAAAAGCUUUAGCUCCACCGGAGGCCUCACCUAGGCAGUCGGGUCGGUCUAACAGGGCACCUGUGCCUCCGUAUGACAGAUACGCCCCCUUGCGGGCUCUCAUUCCUUACUUCGCCGUCCUGAAUAAUCCUUCAGCACGUCCUGCCGUGGCAAGUCAGAGGGCAGCUGCUAACUCCGGCAAGGCGCCGGCCUUUGUGCCUUCGCUCAUGGCUUGGGUUGGAGGUUCCCUGGCAGGCGCCAUGAAGAUCGGCGGCUCCGAGGUCACGCGAGAGAAGUGGGACGAAAUGGAAUCCCGCCAGUCUGACGACCAAGACGACCUCAUGGAUAGUGGUCCCCGUCACCCUGCCAGCGUCCUGCCAGAUUGGACCAGGUCACCUUUGCCAGUAGGUGCGCCUAUAGUCGGUGUACCACGCAAUACAACCGCUCCCGCUGCGAUGUCGCAGACGCCCGUCGGCGCUUGA